UCCCAUCCGGCUGACUCCCAACGGUCAACAGGAGUCCUCACCCUGGGAUCAUUCCGCAAUCCCCAUGGUUCCAGCUCUCAGCUUCCAUGGACACCAGUGGAUUUACAACCCUGUCCGAGGGUCCUGCCUGCUCCUGCUGCUGGGCAUGUCGAAUCUGCUCCUGUGCCAAGGCAACUCAUGCCCGUCCUGCUGUCCUGACGUGUUUGACAUCCCCCUGAAGUCCCUUAGAGACCUGUAUUUCGAUGCCGCCUUACUGUCCCACAACAUCCUUAGACAUUCCACAAUAAUGUUCAAUGAGUUUUAUGAAAGAUAUGCCCAGGGCAAACAGUACCAUAUCAAUGCCACCAAGAGCUGCCACACCAAUCCCCUCUAUGCUCCUGAAGAAAGAGAAAAAGCCCAACAGAUGAACAAUGAAGAACUUAGUAAGUGGAUACUCACAUUACUGUACUCCUGGAAACCACCUCUGCAUCAUCUAGUCACGAACCUGCGACAUUUGAUAGAAGUCUCAGAUCCUAUCCUGUCAAGUGCCAGAGAGGAUAUGAAUAAAGUACAAGAACUUCAAGAACUCAUAGAAAGGCAAUUCAGCCAGGUUAUUUUUCCAGCCAGAAAGAAGAUGUUGGAUGCUCGCAUUUACUGGACAGAACUUCAAUCCCUGACGUCCAGAGAUGAAAAAACACGUCAUUAUGCAUUUUUUAUCCUGUUCCAGUGCCUGCACAGGGACACACGUAAAAUUGACAUAUACACCAAGAUCCUGGCAUGCCGAAUCAACAACAAGUGCUAAAUCCACAUCCAUCCCAUCUAGCUCUGAGAUGUUCCUAAUGAUCUAUCCCAUAGCAAGCUUCUUUGAAAUUUACAGCUUUUUAAUACAUGCUCUGUGAAAUGGGUCUUCUCUUAAAAAAAUAAACACAGACUCUUUAGAGAUGUCAAAAUC
Cervus elaphus (red deer) is the source of this 931-nucleotide messenger RNA. Its product is annotated as placental prolactin-related protein 3-like. The record is from RefSeq and is a predicted model, not a curated record. Gene Ontology annotation, biological process: positive regulation of cell population proliferation; response to nutrient levels; positive regulation of lactation. Lineage: Eukaryota; Metazoa; Chordata; Mammalia; Artiodactyla; Cervidae. Bases 65 to 781 code for a protein of 238 amino acids. Gene Ontology annotation, cellular component: extracellular region. The transcript is spliced from 5 exons. Gene Ontology annotation, molecular function: prolactin receptor binding; hormone activity.